Molecule: messenger RNA, 1377 nt
Organism: Bursaphelenchus okinawaensis
Lineage: Eukaryota; Metazoa; Nematoda; Chromadorea; Rhabditida; Aphelenchoididae
Source: the annotation of a GenBank genome assembly
AUGGGAAAAAGAAAAUUUAGCCAAGAAGACGAGGAAUCUGACGCCGAAAGUCACAUCAACGGCAUCGAGGAUGAGGAAGAAGAAGCGCCGGCUGGGCCACCUCCUAAAAAUACAGUUGCUCCAAGCGUUAUGAGGGCCUUCUGUGAGGUAAAGAUUUCAUAUUUUUGAUUGGUUUUCAGGUAAAAAUAAUGGAAUAUUAUUUUUUAAAGUUUUUAUUAGUGAUUUGUGGGUUUAUAUUUAUCUACGGCAUAAAGGCUUUUCUUCUAUAUUUUUAUUUUAUCUUGACCGCUUUAAAGAGUAAAACGACAUUUUAUUUUAGCUGAUUGAAGGACUGGAGGAGAACAAAACUGUAGAAAGCUCAACAAAGGCCAUUAGACUGCCUAAACUUGAAGCGAUAUACAAAAAUCCAAAAAUUGAAACGUUUUUGAGGAAGAACAAACUGUAAGUCUUUGUAUUAUUUGUUGAUUGAUGUUUAGACGAUGCUGAGAGCACUAAUAAGUUGUCUUGAACAUUUUUACGCUUUGUUUGUUCAAAAUUGUAUGUAUACGAUGCUUAUUUUGUUUAUUUUCAGUGAAUACCUUACCCUUUGCGACGCUUACUACCAGUACAUGGGCAAGGCCUUGGCCAAGGCGCGUGUCGAACUGAAUUUGGCCAAUACAGCGGUAAAGAACUAUUGUACGAUUGGAGAUGCUAUUAAAUUGCACCCAAAGUUCCCUGAGGCUCCCGCAAAUUUUAUCAAAAAGUACUUAACCAAGACCAACAAGCAGUUGAAGGAUCUGGAGAAGGGUGAAAUGGAGGAGUAUAAAAAACAGAAGGGAGGUGUAACUAGUGAAGAAAAGAAAGAAUUUGCGAUAUUCAACGACGAAUUAGAGAGGUUUUUGGAGGAAGAACGAGGUGAUAUGACCGAGGAUCAGAUUAAAAGUUUGAAGCGGUUUAUCAAGAACAAUGAGAAGAAGGUAAUUUAUUUUUUGUUGGAAGUUUUUUGUUUUUAGCUAGGAAAUAGAGUGAUAUUAACAUUUCUAUUAGUAUGGCGUGUCUUUUGCUUUUUAUACUGAAGUUUUGGAGCUUAUAUUGCUCAUGAUGCUAUAAAAAUCAGGUUUUUAUAAUAUAGUGCUUCAAUAACACCUCCAAAUGACCGAUUCCUCAAAAACUAAUUUAUAUUUUCAGUUCAAACCUCCACAAGAAAGAACGCCAAAGAAGAAGAAGGGUGCUAUAGCAAAAAAAUCAGCGUUUGACUUUUAUAAAAUGGCACAGAAGCAAAAGUACGUUGAUUUGGAUCCAGCGAAGCGAGAUAUGAAGCUUCGGAAGAAGUUUGACAAAUUGGAUGAGGACCAAAAGGAAAUCUACAUUAGUUUGGAGCAGAACCAAGAAGACUAA